GAUUUGUACAUGGCUUCUGGGACUCGGCGGAAAGCGAAUGAUGAUUCACAAAGCUCUUCUGAAGGAUCUUCCAGCACAACACCACAAUUUAUUCCACAAGUACCGUUCGACUUCAACCUAGGAUCUAUCAACGAGGAAGUUGAUGAUUCUAAUGGACUCACUGGAAUAGCAAGCGUGCCGAAGGACAUUCUGACUCCGCUCAGAGAUCACUACUCUCUCGCAGAGGUUGCCCGUCGUCAUGGAAUUUCAGCUGAUAGACCAACGGAAAUUGAAGCCGCGUUUUUCCCAGAAGUCCAAAUGUCAAGAUCUUUUUCUGAUGUAUUUCUCAUGAUUAGAAACACGACUUUGAGUAUCUGGCUAGCCAGUGCCACCACAGAAUGUACGGCCGAAGAUGUGAUUAAGCAUUUAACUCCUCCAUACAAUACUGAGAUCCAUUUAGUCCAAAACAUUGUGUUAUUUCUGUCAAGAUUUGGAAUGAUCAAUAUUGGGUUUUUCUUUCCGAAAACAGAACUGGUCAACAACAUGGAGAAGAAGUUUGUCGUCGUCAUUGGCGCUGGAGCCGCUGGAAUCGCCGCAGCUACUCAACUGCUUACCUUUGGUUUUGAUGUAGCCGUUGUUGAAGCAUCUGGUUUAACGGGAGGUCGUGUUCGGUCGCUGAUUUCCAAACAUGGCGAGUUGAUUGAAACUGGAUGUGACUCAUUGAGAAACCUUGACGAGUCAGUUAUUACUACUCUUCUUCAUCAAGUUCCAUUAAACGAAAAUAUAAUGUCUGAAAACACAAUUGUUUUUUCUAAAGGAAAAUAUGUACCCGUUGCUCGUUGUCACGUUAUUAACGGGUUGUAUGCUAACUUGAAAGCUGGUCUUGCCCACGCAUCUCAUGGUCCGGAGCAACGUGGUGAAAAUGGAUUGUACAUUUCCAGACAGCAAGCUUACGAAAACUAUUUCAACAUGAUCGAACGGAGCACAUUGUUAAGUUACUACAACUUUGCCAAAGAAAAAGUCAAUUUAAACGCCGAAAGAAAACAUUUGUACGAAGUUCUUAAAACCAAUCGAUUGACUGCUCUGUUAGCAGAACAAAAACUCAAAAACACACCGCCAAGUGAUGAGUUGUUACUGAAAUCGUUGCAAAUAGAUAUCGAAAAAGCUAUUAGGCAAUUUGAUGAAGCUUGUGAACGUUUUGAAAUUUGUGAAGAAAGAAUAGCGGAUCUGGAAAAAAAUCCACGGUGUAAACAAUCCAUGCAUCCAAAUGAUUUCAUUCAUUACAAUUUUCUACUUGGCUUUGAGGAACGUCUAUUCGGUGCACAGCUUGAAAAAGUUCAGUUUUCGUGCAACGUGAACGAGUUGAAACUGAAAAGCCAAGUUGCUCGAGUUCAAGAAGGACUUGCCCAAGUAUUGAUCAAUGUUGCAAAUGAACGCAAGGUUAAGAUUCAUCACAACCAGCGAGUUAUAGAGAUUGAUACGGGCUCCAGCGACGCGGUUAUUCUGAAGUUACGAAAACCUGAUGGAUCAGUCGGUAUUUUGAAUGCGGACUACGUAGUGUCAACUCUUCCAAUUGGAGUUUUGAAAAAAACUAUCAUCGGAGACGAGCGAGCACCAGUCUUUCGGCCACCGCUUCCCAAAUCAAAAUUUGCUGCAAUCAGAUCACUCGGAAACGGACUGAUCAACAAAAUUGUAUUUGUGUUUGAAACGCGAUUUUGGCCAGAGUCAAUUAACCAGUUUGCUAUAGUUCCCGACAAAAUAUCUGAACGAGCCGCUAUGUUCACGUGGUCUUCAUUACCCGAGUCCAGAACUCUCACUACUCACUAUGUCGGAGAGAAUCGGUUUCACGAUACUCCCGUCACGGAACUUAUCACCAAAGCGUUGGAAAUGCUGAAGACGGUUUUCAAAGAUUGUCCUAGUCCUAUUGAUGCAUACGUCACCAACUGGCACACCGACGAAUUAGCAUUUGGCACAGGAACUUUCAUGUCUUUGAGAACCGAACCCCAACACUUUGACGCCUUGAAAGAACCGCUGAAAACACGAGAUGGAAAACCGCGGGUAUUUUUUGCUGGUGAGCACACUAGCGCAUUGGAACAUGGAACAUUGGAUGGUGCAUUCAAUUCGGGUCUUCGCGCUGCCGCUGACUUGGCGAACACUUGUAUCGAAAUUCCAUUUAUCAACCGUUCAAGGGAUCUCAUUUUUCCACCGUAUCCACGGGCACGCUACAGCAACGAGGGUGAUUAAUUAAGGCAUUCACUUGUGAAAAAUAUUGUACAACACUUUUACUGGUAAAAACUCACCAGUUGUCAUAUAAUGAUCUCAAUAGUUGUUUAAUAAUUAUUUUUAAGUUGUCGUAUUGUUGUUUUUAAUAUUCCGGUUUAAGUAAUAUUGGUAUAGGUUUUUAAAUUGAAAUUAAUAAAUUGACUGUUUG
Caenorhabditis elegans is the source of this 2410-nucleotide messenger RNA. RefSeq names its product Lysine-specific histone demethylase (gene lsd-1). Gene Ontology annotation, molecular function: oxidoreductase activity; flavin adenine dinucleotide binding; FAD-dependent H3K4me/H3K4me3 demethylase activity. The transcript is spliced from 9 exons. The coding region runs from base 10 to 2223 and encodes 737 amino acids. Gene Ontology annotation, biological process: regulation of DNA-templated transcription; regulation of gene expression. Gene Ontology annotation, cellular component: nucleus. NCBI's taxonomy places the organism in Eukaryota, Metazoa, Nematoda, Chromadorea, Rhabditida, Rhabditidae. The record is from RefSeq and is marked reviewed.